Molecule: messenger RNA, 1594 nt
Organism: Cloeon dipterum
Lineage: Eukaryota; Metazoa; Arthropoda; Insecta; Ephemeroptera; Baetidae
Exons: 9
Coding region: 329-1339 (336 amino acids)
Molecular function (GO): protein binding
Source: RefSeq, a predicted model, not a curated record
GGAUCUUACCUCAGUCUGAUUUUCGGCCGUCUCUUCACGCUUCACGUCGCGUCCGAAACACGGUGGUUUUUGCUUACCCCUCGCUUCGGAACAGGGUUACUUCUCGCAUUGAGGUGACCUGUGAGGCGACGCGAGGGGGCUCUGGCUGAUUUCGGCAGCUGAACGGCCGACUCGUUGCCGAAACGCUCGUACCUACAUCUUCCUGCCCAUGGAGGGGCUCUCGACUAGCUGAUAUUUGCUGUCUUUAUGCUUAGGUGGUGUAAGAUCGUAAUCUUCCACAAUGGUGUUAUAUAUGAUACUUAAGAGCACAGUGCCAAAAGAGUGAGCCAUGCAGCAAGAAGGAACUCCCAAGUUCCUCAAGUACCACCAAGGCAGCGUGCGUGGAGUGGCUUUCAGUCCAAAGGACCGCUAUUUAUUUUGCUCUGGUGCCUACGAUGGAAGGCUAAUUUUGUAUUCGGCUCUGCGGGCGGAGAUGUUGGUCACCUACCAGAUCACCACCCUGACCUUGGCCAGAAACAUAAACGCAGUCCGAUUCACCUCUGAUGGCAGCAAGAUUUUGGCUGCAACCACUGUUCGGCGAGUGGCGGUCGUCGAUGUAGAGAGAGGCGACCAGCUACUGUCGUACGACAACUGUGCCUUCAACGGCCGAGACAGGACUGGGCUGGCUACCGACCCAGUGUGUCCCAACAUGGCUGUAUCAGUCGCCGUCAAUGGCAAGGGCCUCACGCUGCUCGACUUGCGCAUGCCACUGCCCCUCGACUUUUUGUAUGAUCUCCAUAGCAGUGUGAUUCGUGAUGUGACGUUUCUUGAUUCAUCGUGGCCAUGGGCCCGAGGACACCAAAGCGUCCUGCUCAGCGCGAGCGGCGAUGGUACUUGCAAGGUUUCUACUUUUGAUGGUCGAGUUUUACACUCAUUUGAAGUCAAUCACCAUGUGAACACCAUCUGCCCUUCGCCUGAAACCUAUAAUGACGAAUCUGAUGACGGAUUUAACAGUGUCAUCAUGACGGGUGGUGAUAUCGUCUCGACGUACCUGCCCGACUUUGGCGUCAGAGAAAAGUUAAAGGACAACCGCGAGACGCCCAUCUGGAAGCUAAGGUAUACUUCCAACGGCGGCCUACUUUACUCAGUGGGUGACGACGGAGUCCUCAGACGCUACCGCCGCUUCCCAAACCAUCACAAGUACCUGGGACCUGUCUUUAAGCACAGGCAGGACGCACAGGACCUCGACAUUUCACAGUACGAUGAAUAUCUUGUCACUGGCUCGAAAGACAGAUCAGUCGGCAUUCUUCGACUUGGUGCGCCCAGUCACGGUUGCACAGAGUACUACGAAGUUACGUAACGUUAAUGAUUGUGUUUUUAUUUCGCUACAAGCCUGUUUGUCUUACAGGUCAAGUACUUUGCUAGUACAUAAGCAAUCUCUUUUGCUACUAUCUCACAAUAUGAUAUUGUUUUUACACUGUGAAAAUAACAACUUGGAGAAUUUAUGCCAGAACGAGGUUGCAUUUGACUAAUUUUAAAAUGGCAAAAACUGAGGUGGAAUUUCGUGACAGUUGCAUGCACUGCCAAAUAAACUUUUCUAUUUUUAGCAACAGAA